AUGGAGCACCCACGUCCCGUACUUCCGUCUCAGCGCUACUCUCCCUCUCCCGUCUACAGCUACGAUAGCAGACGAUGUACACCAACGGGGAGGCAGCCCCUGAGGGAGUCGACUGGAAACGCCCAGCCCGGAUCUCACCUGGGCAGCCUGGCCUCAUCGUGCCGUAACAGUCCCCUCGGGCUCUUCUCGCCCAGCCUUACCAACAUCCCGACCCCUCCUGUCGUGCCGUCCCAGGCGGGGACGACCUACAGGAGCAGCAACAGCCUUCGGAGGCCAGAUGCCCUACAUCUGGCCAGGCGAGGUCGACACGACAUCAACCCAAUCUACUACGCCCCAGAAUUUCGUCCUUAUCGGGACAAGCAGGACCAGAAGGACCCUAACGAAAAGCAAAUCUGGCCCCGCGUUUUGGAAGAUGCCUUCCUCGACUCACUGCUCAUCAUUCCUCACAUGGGAAGGAAGAAGUAUAGCAUGCAAGGAAAGCAGUUUGGACGCAACAUGCUCAUCAGUGAGUAUCUUUGGAUUGCCUACUGCUGCAGUCUGCAGCCGGGGCAGAAGGCCGAAGAGAGAAAACGAAAGCAGGUGUCUAGCCACAUCCAGGUGGUCAAGAAGAUGUUUGAGAAGCACAGGUGCUAUCACUUCUUCUUCGUGAAGGAUCCAGAUAAGAGCGAGGCACGACUCAAGGACAAUUUGGAAAUGGCCUCAUUCAAAGAUAAUCCGGUCCUCAUUGCUCUCUCCGAGGGCCGGCUCCCAGAUGUCCGUCCCAACUAUGAGUACUUUGCCCAGAUCUUAGCCAUGGACAACCUCGUCGUCAUGCGUCCCAAGACCUGUUGGAUCUUCGUCGCGUCCUCGAAUGUGAGGAUGGAGGAGAACGGAGACGCAUACGACCAAAAUGGCAAACUACUCGACCAUGACUACUACCCCCACCUGGAGAAGAACCUGCACAAGGAAGACAAUUACUCUCGAGGCCUCAACGGCAGCGUUCUAUUGCACGAGUACAACCGCGAGCUAGCACAGAAAGAAUCUGCUGCCGUCACAGAGCUCUCUCAGGAGUGGGAAGCCAAGUUUACUCCUCUGCACAAGUCACUGGAGUAUGCAAUUUCGGAAACGAAGUGGCUCGACAUACUCGAGAUGACGGUGACGCUGGAGAUUCACCCCCGCAGCCAGUUCCCCGCCGGAUCAGAGCUGAAUGGUUUCGUUGAGCUCAACAUUGCCCAGCCCACGCUGCAAAACCACCGAUGGAAGUGCAUUACCAAGCUUGCGCGGCCCGAAGAGUUGCGCCGCGGUGACAGCGAUCCUCCUGUAGUCGAGCAGACAAGUGAGGUUGGCGUGCAGUACACACACAGGCCGGGAUGCCAGGACAACAAGUUCGACUGUGACUGCCGAAGCCGUCCCAAGCAAGACGUGCGAGUCCCCUUCCCUGCAGCCGAGUGGGCCAGCAUCCUCAGUAUUUGCGCCGGAUAUCUUGAUCCUGGCGAGAGCAAGUCCAAGAUUGAGGAUGACGACGAGAAGGCCAAAGCCGCUGAAGAAGCCGCGUUCGAGGCGGAACGCACCACGGCCGAGCUCAUCCAGCAGGUGGGCAUGUUCCAAGAGCUGUGGUCUGUCCCACCGGACAACAACAACACCGACCGGCGUGUGUGGGUACGACGCGGCAUCAUUCUCUGGAAGUUCCGAACGAUCCACGCCUUUGACGACAAGUGGAACCCGAUCUUCGAGAAGCCGGCGCAGCAGAAGGGCAAGAGGCCCGCCGACGAGGAGGGUGACGAGCACAAUGGCUCUUCACGACGCGGAAACCGUCCCAAGCGAGUUUACAACCCUCCGGGCACAACAUGGCGUUUCCUGACGGCUCUUGACCCCGUCUCCCAGGCGCACCAACAGAAUGUCUGCGUCAACCCCACGACUGCUUCUGGCCCAAGCCGUGAGCUCCUCAUGGCACCUACGCCUCCUUACUCUCAUCACAUUGCCGCAGUCAUGAACGACAACCUCAACUCUGCUUGGGAGUCGGUCACCAUGCCCGGUCAGCUCCCUAGUCUCGCCUCUACAGGUACGCUGGGCCUGAUGGACAGCUUCUCACACGGACUUGCUACGCCGCCCCCUACGGCAUCCAUUCACUCUUCGUACGCGAGCAGCUAUGACGGCAGUCAUGAGCUCGCCAACGGGUCUCACCAUCAGCUUGACUUCUUGUCUGGGGCUUGCACGACCUCCAUGGGCAGCCAGAGCACGCUUGUCACUGACAUGGGACCAGCUCCUGCCGAUCCUUUCUUGUCGGCAACGGCGGGUAUCCAAGUUUCAAAUGGGGUGAACGUAGGUGUGUAUGAUGACGCAGACUGCGAGGGGAUCCCCGAAUGGGACACGGCAACUUCAUCCUUCCAAAGCCUCCAUCAAUGGAACGGCUGGAACGAGGCGUCGGAUUCAAAGACGCAGCAGUGGCAUAACGAGAACCAGCGCAGCACGGCGGCCAACGCCAAUCUGUGGACAGAGGGCAACAAGGACCAACAGACAUGGAACCAGCAGCCGUGGGCCCAGGCCGUCUCGGCAGUCGCGGCGGUGGCCGGUUCGGACGGCAGAACGGGAUGGUCCCCAGUAGACCAACAGCGCGGGCUGCCCUCCUUGGACCAGAUCAGCCCACUGAAGUCGCUAACCGGCAGAAAGAGGGCGCGCUCCAACAGCCUGGACAUGGAGAACCGGGAGAACUUCCCCGCUACCGCCAUCCAGAAGCUGGUGCACCAUCGAGCGCCGGCAGCUGUGUUGGACGAGAGCAGCCACGGGCAUCGGAGUUGGGACUAA
Messenger RNA from Colletotrichum truncatum, 2784 nucleotides. Its product is annotated as transcription factor. The record is from RefSeq and is a predicted model, not a curated record. NCBI's taxonomy places the organism in Eukaryota, Fungi, Ascomycota, Sordariomycetes, Glomerellales, Glomerellaceae. Gene Ontology annotation, biological process: regulation of transcription by RNA polymerase II. Gene Ontology annotation, cellular component: transcription regulator complex. Gene Ontology annotation, molecular function: DNA-binding transcription factor activity, RNA polymerase II-specific; RNA polymerase II cis-regulatory region sequence-specific DNA binding.